CAGCGCUUGAGACAAAGGCGGCGGCGGGGUGCGCAGGCUGCCCUCGGCGGGCGCUGGUCUCAGAGCUCUGCUCUGGCAACUUGGGGCGUAGAGGGAAAAAAAUCCGUCGUCUGUCAGCCUGACCGCGGUAGCGAUCGUCUUCCAGUGUUGCUAGAAGGAGCGCACAAAGAGAGCGGAUUUUUGUUUAUCUGGCGAAGCACAUCAGGAAAUUCCCAGCAAAUAAAUACUGUGAACUCUUUGAAGGAGGAGCUUAGCUGUGGAGUGAAAGCAGAGAAUUUUCUAGUCUUGACACGGUCCUUUUGUGUGUAUGUGCGUACAUGUAUAUGCACUUGUGCGUUUCUGAUGCCUUUUUUGUCUCUGUGUCACCAGCUGUCUCCGUUCUCAGCUUCAGGGAAAUACUUGCUGUACCUGCUGAAGUACACCAGGCUGAGGGUUUUUUCUCAUCACUGAAAGUACAUUAAAAAGCUAAGCAGAGAAAGAACGUAUACCAGCAUUUGGGUACAAUAAUACAUGAAACAAGCCACGUUAUCUAAGUUUAUUUUGGAGAAAAAAAACCUCAUUAGCACUUAACAACACUUCCUGUGAGGCAGAAACGGGAGGGGAAAACAUUGCUUUAAAGAAAUCUGAAGAUGAGUGCCCACACGCAAACUGCAGAGAAAGGACAGAACACGACACUCCUGUGCCAGGAAAGCUAUGUUUGCAGUGGGACAGAUGAAGCAAUCUUUGAGUGUGAUGAGUGCAGGAGCCUGCAGUGCCAGCGUUGUGAAGAAGAGCUGCAUCAGCCAGAAAGGUUGCGGAACCACGAACGGACCCGUAUAAGACCCGGCCAUGUCCCGUACUGUGACUCCUGCAAAGGUGCCAAUGGGAACAUAAUGCAUGCCAGUAUGACAGGAUCAAGGCAGAUAGCAGCAGUGAGGUGCCAGGUGUGCAAAAUCAACCUCUGUGUGGAGUGUCAGAAGAGAACGCAUGCUGGGGGGAACAGAAGGAAGCACCCUGUCACUGUGUACCAUGCUGGCAAAGCCCAAGAACAGGAAGAGGAGGAGGGGAUGGAUGAGGAGACCAAGAGAAGGAAGAUGACAGAGAAAGUUGUGAGUUUCCUCUUGGUGGAUGAAACUGAGGAGAUUCAGGUAAGGAAUGAAGAAGACUUUAUUAAGAAACUGGACUGCAGUCCUGACCAGCACCUAAAGGUAGUGUCCAUCUUUGGGAACACGGGAGAUGGCAAGUCUCACACCCUUAACCACACUUUCUUCUAUGGCCGGGAAGUCUUCAAGACGUCUCCUGCCCAGGAGUCUUGCACAGUUGGAGUUUGGGCAGCCUAUGACCCUGUCCGCAAAGUGGUGGUCAUUGAUACAGAGGGCCUCCUGGGGGCCACUGUCAACCUGAGCCAGAGAACACGGCUGCUGCUGAAGGUCCUGGCCAUCUCUGACCUGGUCAUCUACCGUACUCGUGCUGACAGGCUCCACAACGACCUCUUCAAAUUCCUUGGUGAUGCCUCGGAGGCUUAUUUGAAACAUUUCACCAAGGAGCUAAAAGCUACCACAGCUCGCUGUGGCCUAGAUGUUCCUCUGUCAACUUUGGGUCCAGGUGUCAUCAUCUUUCAUGAGACUGUGUACACCAAGCUGCUGGGCUCUGAUCAUCCUUCUGAGGUUCCUGAGAAGCUCAUUCAGGAUCGGUUUCGGAAGCUAAGCUGUUUUCCUGAGGCUUUCAGCUCAAUUCACUACAAGGGAACAAGAACAUACAAUCCUCCAACAGAUUUCUCCGGGCUUAGGCGAGCUGUGGAGCAGCAGCUGGAGAACAAUACCACUCGGUCACCUAGACAGCCCGGGGUUAUCUACAAAGCACUAAAAGCUUUAAGUGACCGGUUCAGUGGGGAGAUCCCUGAUGACCAGAUGGCUCACAGCUCUUUCUUUCCAGAUGAAUAUUUCACAUGCUCCUCUGUGUGCCUCAGCUGUGGGUGUGGCUGUAAGAAGAGCAUGAACCAUACAAAGGAAGGAGUCCCUCAUGAAUCCAAAAGUCGAUGCAGAUAUUCUCACCAGUAUGAUAACAGAGUCUACACUUGCAAGGCCUGUUAUGAACGAGGAAUGGAGGUCAGUGUGGUGCCAAAAACCUCUGCUUCCACGGAUUCCCCUUGGCUGGGCCUUGCCAAGUAUGCCUGGUCAGGGUACGUGAUCGAGUGCCCCAACUGCGGGGUGGUGUAUCGCAGCCGGCAGUACUGGUUUGGCAACCAAGACCCUGUGAACACUGUAGUGAGGACAGAAAUUGAGCAUGUCUGGCCAGGGACUGAUGGAUUUCUGAAAGACAACAACAAUGCAGCCCAGCGUUUGUUGGAUGGCAUGAAUUUCAUGGCUCAAUCAGUAUCUGAACUUAGCCUGGGACCUACAAAAGCUGUGACCUCCUGGUUGACAGACCAGAUUGCCCCAGCUUACUGGAGACCUAACUCUCAGAUUCUGAGUUGUAAGAAGUGCAACACGCCUUUCAAAGAUAAUGACACAAAGCAUCACUGCCGUGCCUGUGGGGAGGGCUUCUGUGAUGGCUGUUCUUCCAAGACCCGUCCAGUGCCUGAGCGAGGCUGGGGACCAGCACCAGUGCGCGUGUGUGACAACUGCUAUGACAACAGGGGCAUCCAGUUAGAUGUAGCUGAACUGCCUUCAGAUGAGGAAGGGGGGACACUUAUUGCCAGGAAGGUGGGGGAAGCUGUGCAAAACACGCUUGGAGCGGUGGUGACAGCCAUGGACAUUCCUUUAGGCCUGGUAAAAGACGCUGCCCGACCUGCAUACUGGGUACCAGAUCAUGAAAUCCUGCACUGCCACAACUGCCGGAAGGAAUUCAGUAUCAAACUCUCCAAGCACCACUGUCGGGCCUGUGGCCAGGGAUUCUGUGACGAGUGCUCACACGACCGCAGAGCGGUUCCCUCUCGCGGGUGGGAUCACCCAGUCCGAGUCUGCUUUAACUGCAAUAAAAAGCCUGGUGACCUUUAACCCCAGGCUGCUCUCCAGAUCUUUGCAAUUCCUUAUGUUCUCAGGGUUAAAAUGAAAAUAUAUGGUCUCCCUUUCACCUUCUAACCUGUCGCAGCCAGAGUGCAUGUUUCCAGUUUCUGGCCUCCUCUCGUGUUAUAUCCAUCUUGGAACACUGGGAAUGAGCUUACAUUCAGCCUCUAGGUUUUAAGUUCAAAUUAACUGGGAAAGGGAGGGAGCUCCCUUGUAAAUCAGCAAACCAAAAUCUAGUG
Messenger RNA from Ficedula albicollis (Collared flycatcher), 3226 nucleotides. It is a transcript of the gene ZFYVE1, whose product is annotated as zinc finger FYVE-type containing 1. Bases 630 to 2978 code for a protein of 782 amino acids. Gene Ontology annotation, molecular function: metal ion binding. The transcript has 12 exons. Lineage: Eukaryota; Metazoa; Chordata; Aves; Passeriformes; Muscicapidae. The record is from RefSeq and is a predicted model, not a curated record.